ACUAUUCAUAUGAGGUUUUUGCGAAAAUCUUGAUCAAUUAGACAGAGUUUUGUGAUCACGAUUAAAGGCGAUUCUUUCAUCUGACAAGAUGUCCAAGGAAGAAGCCCUAGCUCAGAAGGAAGUGCCAGGAGAAGACACAAUUUUUGGCAAAAUCCUCCGUAAGGAAAUCCCAUGCAAAUUUAUUCAUGAUGAUGAGAAGUGUGUUGCUUUCCAUGACAUCAAUCCUCAAGCUCCGGUUCAUUUCUUGGUAAUUCCUAGAAAACCGAUUGCCAAGUUGUCGGAGGCAGAUCCAGGUGACAGUGAGCUUUUAGGACACAUGAUGGUUACUGCAGCCAAGAUAGCUGGUAAUUUAGGGCUGGGCAGCAAAGGCUAUCGACUAGUGAUCAACAACGGUCGACAUGGCUGUCAGUCCGUCUACCACCUCCACAUGCAUGUCCUCGGCGGCCGACAGAUGACAUGGCCCCCUGGCUGAACAUUCCAGUUAAAUACUAUGAACAGAAUUAACAAAAAGUACAGUCUCAAUAUGGAAUAAUAUUAACAUUUUAUCAAAUAUU
Macrosteles quadrilineatus (aster leafhopper) is the source of this 554-nucleotide messenger RNA. RefSeq names its product adenosine 5'-monophosphoramidase HINT1-like. Bases 89 to 472 code for a protein of 127 amino acids. Gene Ontology annotation, cellular component: nucleus; cytoplasm. The record is from RefSeq and is a predicted model, not a curated record. Gene Ontology annotation, biological process: purine ribonucleotide catabolic process. Gene Ontology annotation, molecular function: hydrolase activity. NCBI's taxonomy places the organism in Eukaryota, Metazoa, Arthropoda, Insecta, Hemiptera, Cicadellidae. The transcript has 3 exons.